UGCGGUAAAUGACGCUGGUGUCUUUUUUGGAGAGAUCCAGGCUGCUGUGAGCCGUUCGCUCGUCUAGCUUGAAACUGAUGUCUGCAGGAGAGGGAAAAGACAGGAAGCUUUACUGAGGGCUCACAAAAAGAAUCCACUAGGACAGCAAAUUCUUCCACUCCAAGAUGACUAGAACCAAGAAAGUUCACAUUAGUGGGCUGGGGUGGGGAGCUAGAUUGUUGGUUUAAAGGACACACAAAAUAAAAAUGAUACUUCAGGGUCCUUUCCUGUUUUGCUAACACCUGACAUUUUUAGGGUUACAGUCGCACCUGAGAUCAGGGCCUUUCUGCUAGGCACCGCACAGGCGUAGUUAAGAGACAGACCCUGCUCUGUGUCUUACAGGCAGGUCACUUUUGAAAAUCUCUCUUCUGCCCCAUCAGUAGAAUGAAGUUAAUAGCAGUUCCCUCUCUCAGAAGGGGCGUUGCAAGGAUACAGGCAUUAACGAUCGCAGCAUUGCCAACUCUUGCAAUUUUACUGUGAGUCAAGAAACCCCCCAAAAGUUGCAAAAUGUCUCGGCGCCUGGAGAGCUUCCCCACAAAAAACGUAGGAGUAAGUUUGUAACCUUCAUAGGAUCAGGGAAAAACCGUGAAUCCUAACGCAGGAGACAGAUCUAAAGAACCCAACGCCCAUUUCUCUCGAUUUGAAGCCAGUCUCUGGUGCGGGGACCCCUGCGAGCACCCAGCCAGGAUCCCUGCGCCCCGCCGGGCGCUCGUGCCACACAAAUCACACUCCCGGAUGGUUCUUAAACAAAGCUGAACCGUGGGGCUGAGCUCAACGGCCCUGUAAAAGCAGCCGCCCCUGCAGCUGCUCUCAUCUUUUCCAUGGUGGGAGCCAAGUCUCAGGGAGGAGAGCGAGCUGGCCAGGAAACGGGUGGCGGAGAAAUGGGAGAAAGGAGUUGCGGAGCCGGCGGUUCUGGCGCUCCCUGCUGGCGGAGGUGGUUGGCACCCUGAUCUUCGUCUGGCUGGUGCUGGGGGCCUCGUGCCCCGACGGCCCUGGGCGCGUCACAGCCCCACCCGCCCUGCAGCCGGCUCUGACAGCCGGGAUGGCGGCCGUGGGGCUGGCUCACUGCUUUGGCGAGGUCAGCGGGGCCCAGGCCAACCCGGCGCUCACCCUGGCCUUCCUCUGCACCCGCAAGCUGGACGCCCUGCGCGGAGCCGCCUAUGUCCUGGCCCAGUGCCUGGGCGCCAUCCUGGCCUCGGCCGCCGUCUACCUGGCGCUGCCCGUGGCAGCCGCCAGCCACCUCGUCACCAGGGUGAGCAGUGAGGGCAACGCUGGGCAGGCGCUCGCCAUGGAGACCUUCUCCACCUUCCAGCUUGUCUUCACCAUCUUCGCCGUGGAGGACCAGCGGCGCCGGGGAGCGGGCGAACCGGGCGGCCUGGCCAUCGGCUUCUCCGUGACGGCCGGAGCGCUGGCCGCGGGGACGUUCUCCGGGGGCAGCAUGAACCCAGCCAGAUCGCUGGGCCCAGCCGUCCUGACGGGCAUCUGGGACCAUCACUGGGUGUACUGGAUCGGCCCCUCGCUGGGCGCGGUGCUGGCCGGCCUCUCCUACGAGUUUCUCUUCGCCUCCAGCGCCUCGCGGGAGAAGCUGGUCGCCUGCCUGACCUGCCGGGACAUCGACAUUGUGGAGACGGCCAGCGUGUCCCGCUCCUCCCUCUCCACCGCCCCCCAGGACGCCGCCCGGGCCAAGCCGCCCCCCAAGGGGGAGCAGCGCUGAGCCAGCGCGGCCUCCCCUGCCCCGUCCUUUCCCCCAAGGACCUGCCAGCCUCCAUGAGCCACCCCCUACUGUCGUGAUCCAGCCCACCCUCACCCCCCUGCUAGCCCCACUGAGCGACCCCCACCCCCAGUGCUGCUCCAGAUCUGGUGCCAGCUGCACCCAGCAUCCACCGGUGGGGGCAGGGGAUGGGCAAGACCAGGGCCACUUCGGAUCAGAACCUGCCACAGCUCAGUCCUGGGGCUCAGGGAAACAGGGCCACCACUUUUGGACAGACAGCGUAGCCUGUGCAUAGAGCGGGGGACUGGGUGCUAGGACUCCUGGGUUCUAUCUCUGGUUUAGGGAGGGGAGUGGGGUCUAGUGGUUAGAGCAGGGUGGGGCUGGGAGCCAGGACUCCUGGGUUCUAUCCGCAGCAAUGCCACUCACUGAGUGCGUGACUGCUCGCUUUCUGUGCCUCGGUUUCCCCCUCUCAAAAUGGCAGUGCUGCUCCCCUGACUCCUGGGGGGGCGCGAGGCACACUCCGGCAGUGCUGACACCGUGCCAGGGUUCGUUGUGGGUGAGGAUAGCUCUGGCACGGUCCAUGCCCACCGCCCUGGUGCUGGCUGGGAGCCCGCUGGCGCCUGUGACUGUUGAUAAUUAUUGGCAGGCUCCUGGUUUGCUCCCAGGCGGGCAGCAGCGGGUGGCGUAGCCCGGCCUGGUUCACUGCACCCUGCGGGCCCUCCACGUCCCUGCGCCAUUGCUGUUCCCACAGCCCCCUGGGGCGUUGGGGCUCCCCAGACAGGGGGCCCCAAAGCAGCUGGGGCCAGCCUGAUCACUGAGCGCCACACGGACCCCACGGCCACCGAGAACAAGGGCAAAAUGGCCUCUGGCUUCGUGCCCCCCCCUUCGCAGGCUGGGUUUGCUCAUAGGUCUGGACCCUCCCUUGCCCCACAGACACACGCCGCCCUGGCUACAGGUUCUCGCGCGCGGCCCCCCCAGAACUGCUGAUCGCCCCCAGAACAAGCCAGCGGCACCACUUGGGAGCGGGGCUCACCCCGCUCUGGCUGCAGCCGGCUGCUCGUUCUCAGCGUCCCCUGGGCCCCCCUGGAGCGACGUGAUCCGUGGGGCAGAGGGCUGGCUGGCUGGCAGGCCGGGUUAGUUUAAUGAGGGGCUGGCAGGGAAAACAAGCGGGCUCACGAUACCCCACGUCUCAGCAAGCCCUGGGGCAGGAAGGGGGCCGGGAACGCAGGAGGGCAGAGGGGCUGAGGCAGGGGCUGGAACGGGCCCGUCGCUCAGGGGAAUCCGGCUGACACCUGCUGAACGAGCGCCAUGGCAGGGUCCGAGGGAUGACAGCCGUGGGCGUGGCCUGUCGGUGGGUUUAACCCCCUUUCCCCACAUGCUGCCCCGAUUAA
Messenger RNA from Malaclemys terrapin pileata, 3141 nucleotides. RefSeq names its product aquaporin-4-like. The coding region runs from base 1082 to 1753 and encodes 223 amino acids. Gene Ontology annotation, biological process: transmembrane transport. Gene Ontology annotation, cellular component: plasma membrane. The transcript has 5 exons. Gene Ontology annotation, molecular function: water channel activity. The record is from RefSeq and is a predicted model, not a curated record. NCBI's taxonomy places the organism in Eukaryota, Metazoa, Chordata, Testudines, Emydidae.